AUGGACAGAUGUGCAGCGCUCCUGAGGAUCGAGACGCAGGAGUACCACCGAGCCCUUGUCAGCGCCUCCUCCACCACUAGGUCGACGAUCAUCUCCUCCUCGAGCGAGGCCCCACGCACCGUCGAGCACAACGCGCAGGAGCUCUACGUCGCGAUGGUGCAACUGGCCAACCACCUUCAACAGGUCACCCACGACCUCCUCCACCACCACCAGCGCCACCGCCGUCUCGGCAGGGCCACCACCAGCUGCUCAGCAGCUUUGGCCCCGGCCAAGAAGAUCGAGAAGAAGAAGAAGAAGACGAGCAGUGCCAGGAGCUGCGAGCACUGCGGCCGGACGUCGUCUGCUGCCUGGCGCCGAGGCCCCGACUACCGCCUCUGUGGGCUGCGAUACCAGGCGUGGAAGAACACCAUCCGCUCCAUGAGCGUGCAGGCCAUCCUCAACUGA
Acanthamoeba castellanii str. Neff is the source of this 444-nucleotide messenger RNA. RefSeq lists its product as uncharacterized. The transcript has 2 exons. Lineage: Eukaryota; Discosea; Longamoebia; Acanthamoebidae. Gene Ontology annotation, molecular function: sequence-specific DNA binding. Gene Ontology annotation, biological process: regulation of DNA-templated transcription. The record is from RefSeq and is a predicted model, not a curated record. The coding region runs from base 1 to 444 and encodes 147 amino acids.